Messenger RNA from Oncorhynchus masou masou (cherry salmon), 7374 nucleotides. RefSeq names its product syntaxin binding protein 5L (gene stxbp5l). NCBI's taxonomy places the organism in Eukaryota, Metazoa, Chordata, Actinopteri, Salmoniformes, Salmonidae. Gene Ontology annotation, molecular function: syntaxin binding; GTPase activator activity; myosin II binding. Gene Ontology annotation, biological process: regulation of protein secretion; regulation of exocytosis. The coding region runs from base 799 to 4329 and encodes 1176 amino acids. Gene Ontology annotation, cellular component: cytoplasm; plasma membrane; SNARE complex. The record is from RefSeq and is a predicted model, not a curated record. The transcript has 27 exons.
UACCAUGGACAGCAACUCGCGCUAGACUGCAGAGAAUCAGUUCUAGGGGACAGGGCUGCAUACAAACGCUGGAUCCUCGACAAUUCGGGUAUAAACUUAAUUUGACUGAUUCAACUCUCGUUUACCUGUUCCUCUCCUCAGUUCGUGCAAGGGUUUACUUUAAUUUCUAGUUGUAAUACCAGCGAGUGGAAACGAGCUGCAUUUAGCUGCAUUGUCUCUCUGCAUAGACCUGCUUCACUCUCCAUCCAGUCAAAAAGUGCGAUUUAAAAAUAAUAAUAAACAUUGUUAAGGUAGUGUAUUGGUAAGUGUUUGAACUUUAGCUGAUUAUAUAUCUAGUUAGUCUCUCAUAACUGCUGCAGCGGUUGAUUAGGCUAUUGUAUUGUAGUUUGUGCUUUGCCUUCAUGCUUUAUAGUGAUGCAGUUUCAGCAGGCUAAAGAAACAUGACGUUUCUUAGUUUAAUUCUUUGCUGGGGCAUGCUCUUUUGAUGCGCAAUAUACAUUCAUUUGCAAUUGGCGAUUCUCUUUUACCUAAAUAUCCUCCUCAAACCAAGAUAAACAGUUUUGUGGACACAAGCCUAAGUGCACAAUGAGGUCCCUCCACGACUUUUUCAAUUGCACUUAAAAAGAAGAGGGAGAGAGAGGGCGAGAGAGAGGCUGCAGGAAGCGACGCCUGCCAACCCUCAGGGGUUCCUACAUCAAACAGACUCUCGCGUCAUCUUAGCAUUCGAAACGGAGACGACUCUUGAUAGGUUGAUAGAAUAUAUAGACAUAGAAGUUUUUCUCGCUAACCUAAAGCAAGAUGAAGAAGUUUCGAAAGGUACUGGACGGCCUGUCAUCCUCCUCCCCGGGGGGUGUCGCGUCCCCCUCGUGCGGCAGUGCAGCUGGUACCCCGACCGCUCACGCGCCCACUCCCCAGGAUAUCCAUGUCCAGGAGACGCUAGUCUCGGAAAACUUUCAGAUAUGCAAGACGGUACGCCAUGGCUUCCCGUACCAGCCCACCUGCCUGGCCUUUGAUCCCGUCCAGAAGAUCCUGGCCAUCGGCUCCAGAACAGGAGGCAUUCGGAUCCUGGGACGGCCUGGUGUGGACUGCUAUAGCCAGCAUGAAAGUGGAGCCGCUGUCCUCCAGCUACAGUUCCUCAUCAACGAGGGGGCGCUGGUUACGGCAUGUGCAGACGACACGCUACACCUGUGGAACCUUCGCCAGAGACGCCCAGCCAUCCUGCACUCGCUUAAAUUCAACAGGGAGAGGAUCACGUUUUGCCACCUCCCCUUCCAGAGUAAAUGGCUGUACGUGGGCACAGAGCGUGGCAAUACACACAUCGUCAACAUCGAGUCCUUCGUUCUGUCUGGAUACGUCAUCAUGUGGAACAAGGCCAUAGAAUUAGCAACUAAAGCACAUCCAGGGCCCGUGGUCCAUCUGAGUGACAGCCCGAAGGAUGAAGGCAAGUUGCUGAUAGGGUUUGAGAGUGGAACAGUAGUCCAAUGGGACCUCCGAGCCAAGAAGGUUGACUUCAGAAUCUACUACGAUGAGGCUAUCCAUUCUGUGAGCUGGCAUCACGAGGGGAAGCAGUUCAUGUGCAGCCACUCAGAUGGCAGCCUGACUAUGUGGAACCUGAGAAACACAGCCAGGCCCAUUCAGAUCACCUACCCUCACGGGAAGAUACUGAAGGACGGGAGGAAAGAGUCGUGUAAGCCCAUCCUCAAGGUGGAAUACAAGACCUCCAGGAACAGCAGUGAGCCCUAUGUCAUCUUCUCUGGGGGUCUGUCAUAUGACAAGUCCGGUGGAAGGAGGCCCACCCUGACCAUCAUGCACGGCAAGGCCAUCACAGUGCUGGAGAUGGACCACCCUAUCGUAGAGUUCCUAGUGCUCUGUGACACCCCAUACUCCAACGAGGUCCAGGAUCCUUAUGCAGUGGUUGUGCUUUUAGAAAAGGACUUCAUCGUGGUGGAUCUGACACAGAGCAACUUCCCCAUCUUUGAGAACCCCUACCCAAUGGACAUCCACGAGUCUCCUGUCACCUGUACGGCUUACUUCGCUGAGUGCCCUCCUGACAUCAUCCCCAUCCUCUACUCCAUAGGGGCCAAGCAGAAGAAGACUGGCUACAGCCACAAGGAGUGGCCAGUGAGCGGUGGGACAUGGACACUAGGCUCACAGACCUACCCAGAGAUCAUCGUCACAGGACACGCAGACGGAACCGUAAAGUUUUGGGACGCCUCUGCUAUUACACUGCAGAUGCUGUACAAGCUGAAGACGUCCAAGGUGUUUGAGAAGCCCAAGGCGGGAGAGGGUCGGGCGGGCGAGCUGGUAGAGGAGGACCCCUACGCCGUUCAGAUGGUCAGCUGGUGCCCACAUAGCCGUCUCUUCUGUGUGGUGGGCAUUUCUGCCCACGUCAUUCUCUACCGGUUCAGCAAACACGACGCCAACACGCAGAUAGUGUCACUAGAGGUGCGCCUGCAGUUUGAUCCAGAGGACGUCAUCUCCCCGUCAGAGGCAGAGAACAACCCGUGUUUCUCGGAUCCCAGUUCCCACUCCCCCCAGCCACCCGGUAGCCCUGGCAGUGGCACACAGGACAGCCUCCCCUGCCUCAAGGUGAAGAGUCGUCCAGUGCGGAUGCCCCCGGGGUACCAGGCUGAGAUGGUGGUGCAGCUGCAGUGGGUGGAUGGAGAGCCCCCCCAGCAGAUCACCAGCCUGGACAUCAACUCUGCCUACGGCCUCCUAGCGUUUGGGAACUGUAAUGGUCUAACGGUGGUGGACUUCCUUCAGAAGACGAUCCUGAUGUGUAUGGGCACACUGGACCUGUACGGAGCCGCAGACCCCUACCAACGACUCACACGCUCCCCACGCAAGAACAGACAGUCCACCUCAGACUUUUGCAUGCGUGGCCUGUCUCACUUUUAUUCAGAUUCAAAGAAAAGGAUCCGUACGUCCUAUCAGAGCCUUACAGAACUCUCCGAUAACCAGGUAUCCAUGGACAUCGAGAGAAGCAAGUCACCCACCUCAGAUCAUGUCAAUGGACAUUGCACUAGUCCCACCUCCCAGCCCUGCUCCGCGGGGAAGCCUCGCAUCACAGGGGUUCCCGAGGGCCCGCGGCUCACCCGGAGAGGGCCUGGCCGACCGCCCUUCCGCAAGGCCCAGUCCGCCGCUUGCAUGGAGAUCUCUUUGCCUGUUUCCUCCCACACAGAAGAAAGUAGAGAGAACUCAUUCAGUCGCUCGCGGAGCUCCAGUGUGUCCAGCAUUGAUCGCGACACCAAGGAGUCAGUGACCACGCUGCAGUUCGGAGAGUCCUACGGCCGUAAGGGCGAUGCUCUGCCUACCGCCUGCCUGUGGGUGGGCACCAGCCUGGGCGUGGUCCUGCUCCUGCCCAUAUCCAUCCCCACAGAAGAGGAGGAGAGGAUGGAGGAGCCCAUCACCAUGGGGCCCAGUGGUACCGUCCUGAUGCUAAAAGGCUCUGUGUUGCGAUUUGCCUUCCUGGACUGUGGGGGCGCUCUCAUUCAGAGUCCCUACGAGGUGUGGCGGGACCCCAACGGUCCCGAGGACCCCGACCGGCCCCGCAGGCGCAAGCUGAUCAACUUCUCCCCGUCAUCAUCCCAGGAGGCGUGCGGUGACGGUCACCUGGCCGUUGUGUGCUCUGAGAAGCAGGCCAAGGUCCUCCUCAUGCCCACCCAGGCUGUCCUGUUCACCCACAACAUCACCGAGUCCUCCUUCCUCCUGCGGGCUGACGUUGUCUCCAUCUGCAACAGCGUCUGCCUGGCCUGCUUCUGCGCCAACGGACACAUCAUGACCCUAAGUUUGCCCAGUCUAAGACCCCUGAUGGAUAUCAACUACCUUCCCCUGACCGACUUGCGUAUCGCCCGGACCUUUGUCUUCACUAACGGAGGCCAGGCCCUGUAUCUGAGCUCUCCUACAGAGAUACAGCGUCUCACAUACAGCCAAGAGAUGACGGACAACCUACAGGACAUGCUGGGGGAGCUGUUCACUCCUAUAGAAACACCAGAGGCCCAGAACAAAGGAUUCCUCAAGGGUUUCUUUGGGGGCAACGCCCAGACCUUUGACAGAGAGGAGCUGUUUGGGGAGGCAGCAGCGGGAAAGGCCUCUCGGAGUUUGGCCCAGCACAUCCCUGGCCCAAUGGGAUUGGAGAACAUGAAGGCUGCAGCCGGCGGCGUCGUGGGGGACCUGGCCCGAGCCCGCAUCGCCCUGGACCAGAGAGGAGAGAGACUGGGCGAGCUGGAGGAACGCACCGCCCUCAUGAUGAACAGCGCCGAGACCUUCUCCACACACGCCCACCAGGUGAUGCUGAAACAUAAGGACAAGAAAUGGUAUCAGCUUUAAAGGCAGGACAGCGGGCUGUGACUGCCCCUCCACCUGGUGGGGGGGGGGGGGCACUAUGCUGGGACAUGGACCUUUACUCAAUGGACAUGAGAGCGAUAGAGAUAGAGAGAGACACAAGAGGGACUUUGUGUUAACGGGCCUUUCCGUAGGCCGUCUGUAAUCAUUGUCACAAGACUUGGACAGAGGGCAGUCACUUAUCUAGACUAUAGUGAGAUGGACACAGACCAGGAAGUAAGUUGGUACGACAGGGGGAACUCAAAGUGGAUGACGACAGUCCAUCAGUGUGUGUGGGUGGGUUACCCAGAUCUUGCUGUGUAGAUACUCUAAAGUUAAUAAUCCAACAAGACUGCAUGAAACUAAACAGAUGAUUACAAAAGAAGUUAAACUGCAAUAUUAAAAAGCAGCAUGCUACUUUAACAGAGGGAAAUAAAACAAAAUAAAACUUUUAUUUAAUAAUAUAAGCCAACAACAGAAAGUAUGGAAUUUUUUUUAUAUUUUUUGAAAUAUGGAAAAAAAGAUAUAUAAAAACGAAAAUGUAUUCCUGCAUAGCUAUAAAGCCACAUUCUGUUUGCCUUGUUUUUAUUACUUUCAUUUUGUUUUUGAACACAUUCUGAACACACAUCAUUUCAGUUUCAAUACUUUCUUUACACAAUACUACUACUGAUGAUACUAUUCAUAUUCCCACCAUUAGACACUGAGCUCAACCUAUAUCGUUAUCCAAGGUCUCUGUGGUGUACUCACAGUGCAAAACCACAAUCUACUCUUUCAACAUAUAUCACUCCACACAUUCUGAACAACUGAAUUGUCAAUUUUACUGGCACUAAUUUCAUUCUCUUGGCUGCUACUACUGACUAGACCUGUUACCAGGAAAAAAAGGUACAUUUCACCCCCCUGCCAGAAAUGUGUGAACACAGAGAAUAUAUUGGUUAAUAAUGUGUGAACACAGAGAAUAUAUUGGUUAAUAAUGUGUGAACACAGAGAAUAUAUUGAUUAAUAAUGUGUGAACGGUCAUGGGAAUGAGUUGUGUUGGCUGAGGUGCCACGGUGAUAGUAGACUGUGAGGUCUGGAUUGAGUGUGUUUAUAUUUCUAAUCUGAACAUAUAUAACAUGAUGUAAUAAUUCACGUGCCAUAAAUCAAGAUGGGUGAAGCCCCUUACUGUAAACUAGCAAAGAGCUAAUACUGUGUGGUAGUAAUGACGUGUUUGCUGUAGAUAAGAGUAGGCUAGCUGAGCCCAACUUUUCAGUAUGGCCGUUGAUAGGCGUCUGGCGCUGUAACUGGGUUUCUGGUUCUUUUGACAGAAUUGUGACACCUUCUUUUAUGUUUUGUUUUUGUUGUUGUUUGUUGCUUCUUCAUUGGAAUCUUCUGCUGCCUUUCUCAUAUUAUGUAUGAGUUUGUUGAGCCAGUGUGUGUCUCACGCAAGCCCAUGUAAAGACAAAACUCUUACUCUUUCUUCUGCCAAAGCAAUUCACGAAUGAAGGUGUCAGUUGGAGGAUUCAUAUGUCAUCAUAUGUUAUUGUGGGUGGUGGGUCCCGUGUUUACAUUUUGGUAUCCAGAGUGGUCCUCUUUUGCACGUUGAUGAGAAAACUAUGCUUCAGAAGUCUCCAGGGGUCUUGUUGAACAGGAGUAGGCCUAGCUAAAAGACUGAGGUAGAGUCAGAUCCAUUUAAGCACUACUACCAUUUCGGAUCAAACAUAUCCUGCGGUCGGUCCGUGUUGUUGAUCUAUAUGGAGAAAUGUAAUAAGAGCGAGACUAACAAUAGCCUACCAUCAUGAGUCUUGUGGUUGUCAGGUGUCGUUGGCACAUACAGUAUAUGGAUCUUCUAUGUUACACAUUUUGGUACAUGUAAAGGAAUCCAGACUGAUAUGAGUUUGAAGCAAAGUUGUUUCUAUUCUUCGUUUUACUCGUAAUUGCUCUUGAUGACCUUAAUGUAACCCCCCCCCCCCUUAUCCUCACCCCCUAGUGGAUGGUGGUAGCCUCUUCUCUCCUAAAUGAUCAUCUAUGUACAAAGAUUGUUCUAUGAUACAUGUUAUUGUAUAUGUUGUACAAGUCAAUAAGUGUACACGUAACACUGACAAGUCCUCUCGUAACUGAUCUAUUGUGACAUGACAAUACCAUCAUUUAUUUUUCUGUUUUCAAAGGUUAUGUUUGUAUUUUUAAAUGAUAUACGAAAGUCUAAAUGAUUGUUAUGACCACAACAGUCACUCACUCUCCCUCACCAACGCUCACAUAUCCACCCUGCCUUGAACCACAGAAAGGUGGUUACCAUAACCAUACAGGCAACCAUUCUCUCACACAACAUAUGUUACACAACACACACACACACACACACACACACACACACACGUAAAAACCUGCAUUAUCACUAUUCAUUUCACUCUGCUCCUUCUCAGGCAAAUGAGACAUUCCUAAAGGACAGACAGUCUACUGUGCUGGGAGCCAGUCAGCCCCAGACCCUAGAAAGAGUUGGAUUCGAUUGCCUGGCUGCUUUCCAGGCCAAUAUGAAGGCCAUUGUCCAUAACUGAUUGUGGUGGUCUAAUGAAGAGGGAACAGAUCUAUUUCCCUAUGUGUACUAUACCGUCUCUGAGGUUUGUGUUGAGUUAGAACCGGUGCAGUUAACUUCAAUGGCUGAGAAAAAGAAAACCGGGACUUUUCCUGACAUAAAGGGUGUUUUGUUUGUAUGUUUAUUUUGAUUUUAUAUCAACUGUACAACAAUGCUGGCUGGGAGUAAAGAAAAACACAAAAACAUAGAAAAACAGGAUAUUCUUUCUCUGUAGAUGUCUGUUAAAUGAAUCAUGGUACUGUACCUGGUUAUUCUGGCUGUGUCUCGUCACUGGAACUCUUGUCCACACUGUUGUUUCCUGGCCAAGCCAACCGUUUCUCUGGUUGUUUUCUCAAUGAUGGCAGCAAAGUUUGUCUUGUUUAAAUGGAUUCUACCACCUUUUGUUCUUAUUGAUAUUAUAGUAGUGUAAUAGAGAUUACUGGAAAAAAGAACUGAAAAUAUGUUGAUGCAAAUCAAAAAUUCAAAUAAACAUUGAUUGAUGUACA